Molecule: messenger RNA, 1382 nt
Organism: Sinocyclocheilus rhinocerous
Lineage: Eukaryota; Metazoa; Chordata; Actinopteri; Cypriniformes; Cyprinidae
Product: coiled-coil domain-containing protein 90B, mitochondrial-like
Exons: 9
Coding region: 370-1137 (255 amino acids)
Cellular component (GO): mitochondrion
Source: RefSeq, a predicted model, not a curated record
ACAACAUCCGGGCCGCUUGGCCUUGUUUCAAGCUAACUGCUUUUCUAGUUGCCUAUUUUAUUUCUACCAUCAAAAAGAAAAAGAAAAAACUCCACCUUCUUCACAAUCUAUCGAAACGUCAUCUAAAGUAUACCAAAACAGGAAACCACAUAGUAAACGAACAGACCUGGAGAGUUUUUUAAGACCGUGCUAAUCGAGUUGACCCUGAAAGGUGGAAUGACACAGAGAGGAAAGGCAUACACGAGAAUUCGUCUUGGCUGUUGUUGAGCAAUUUACAAAAAGUAUAGAAGCUAAAUGCGCAUAACAAUUACUUCCCACAUAAAUAAUCCUAUAUUUAUUUAGGUUAGCCAUAUAACGUUUUAUAUAACAAUGUCAUGCUGGGGAAUCUUUAUUCGGAGACGAUACCAGUUCUCCUCGCUGCUAAAACUGCAUCAACUCAACAUCCAACCAAUGUGUCAUCAGAGACAGAGAGGAUUCCAUAAAACGACUGCUGUCAAGACAUUUGAUGUGAGAAAAGUGGAGUUAACGCCACUGGAGCAGAGGAAACUCACGUUUGACUCCCAUGCGCUCGUGAAAGAGCUGGAAUCCAGCGGCUUUGAGAAGAGGCAGGCAGAAGUGAUUGUCACAGCACUGGUGACUCUUACUACAGCCAAUAUGGACAUUGUAUACAGAGAUAUGGUCACUGGAGCCCAUCAGGAAAUAGCUCUACAACAAAUCAUGGCUCAUCUAGACGCUAUCAGGAAAGACAUGGUUAUCCUGGAGAAGAGUGAAUUUGCCAAUUUACGCUCCGAAAAUGCUAAAAUGAAAACAGAGCAAGAGCAAAUAAAGAACAGACUACUGGAGGAAAGUCAAAAAAUUAGAGCAGAUGCAAAGUUAGACAUUAAUUUGGAGCGAAGUAGAAUUACAGACAUGUUUACAGAACAAGAGAAGAAACUUAUGGAAGUCAGAACUGAGUUCCAAAAAAUGAAUGCAGAUAUAGAAAGUGAAGCCGUGGAAACUUCAAAGAAAAUAGACAUACAAGUAGCCUCUUUGAAAACCCUUCUGGAAUCAGUCAAGCUAGAGACGAUUAGAUAUCUUGCAGCAUGCAUCUUCACCUGCUUGGCAAUUGCCUUGGGAUUCUAUCGCUUCUGGAAAUGAAUCUCACAAAACAGGAGAGAAAUUAUGUCUAGAGUUUUUAUCUUAAACGUUCUGCCUUUUGUUUUAAUCACACUGAUGUAUAUAUACAUGUAUUUUAUUAUAUUUUUACAUUUACAUUUAUUUUUAUGUGAGUAACAAAUGUGUUCUUUAAGUUUCUUUAGAUCAGAGGUGCCCAAACUUUUACCUACGAAGGGCCAAAAAUUUAACUUGUUUGAUGUCGGUGGGUCGAAAAGUAAAUGUUGCAU